This is a messenger RNA of Brassica napus (rape), 1285 nucleotides long. RefSeq lists its product as uncharacterized. The record is from RefSeq and is a predicted model, not a curated record. NCBI's taxonomy places the organism in Eukaryota, Viridiplantae, Streptophyta, Magnoliopsida, Brassicales, Brassicaceae. The coding region runs from base 422 to 1000 and encodes 192 amino acids. The transcript has a single exon.
UAGAUUUGAAGUGUAAAUAGUAACAAUACUAGGUCGGAUUUGAACUGUGGAUUGCCCACACUCAUUUAUUAUCUAACCAUUUUUUGCACUCUGCAAUUAUUUUCUAGUAUUAUAUAUAUGCCAUAUGGUCAUCCAUGUGAAAUUUACAAAUAGAAAAAUCUAGAAAAUAAGAUAGAUAAAUACAAAAAAUAGUAGUAUAAGCACAUGUCAUUUGCUUGCUUUUACACACUCCAUGCAAAUAAAGAUCCUUUAAUUCUUCCGCAAACUUCUCUUACACUAACAAAGCAUCAAUUUUCCAAAAAUAGAUGCUCCCAGCUUGUCUCCUCUUUCGUAUCUGAAGAAGCUUCGUGGUCUUCGGACAUAUCCAAGAGAGGGAGUUUUGCUAGCUCACGUCAAACACCUUACAACACAUUUAACGACGAUGUCUGAAAGAUCAGAAGACGACACAAACGGAGUCAUCAGAUCCUCAAAGGUAAUCGUAAAGGAGAGCUCCCAGGUCAAUGCAUCGUCAAGAAUCUAUUACUACGGCGGAGCUUCCGUGCCGUUUCUGUGGGAGACACGGCCAGGCACACCAAAACACCCUCUCUUCUCUGAAUCAUUUCGUCUUCCGCCACUAACGCCGCCUCCAUCAUAUUACUCCUCCUCCUACGGGAACAAAUUGAGCAAAGUUAGACCGAAACAAACUCGGUUCGUGAAGGCUUUUUUCAACGGGAAGCAUCACAUGUCUCGUCCUUCGUUUUCUUGGUCGUCUUCGUCCUCUUCUUCUUCUUCUUCUUCCUCCUCUCCUCGGUCUAGAAUUGUGCAUCGUGCUAAAACAUGUUACCUUUCUUGCUCGAGAUCGUAUGUUAGGAACGACGACGAGGAAGAGAUUGGUUCGUCGUCGCCAACAUCAACGUUGUGUUAUAAAAGAGGGUUUAAUUCAUCAAUGGGGAGUAUGAAGAGAGCUUUGUCUUCUGUUCUUAGCUAUCGAUCUAGUCGUAAUGAUCUUAGAUUGAUUUAAUGUCAUCAUGUUAUCUUAUUUCGGCUGUUGUUAUAGAAAAUAUAUAGGAUCUUGAUUUUAAGAUCCAUUUUUAAAAGUGUUUUGGCUUUUGCCUCUUUAAACACAUAGUGUUUGAUUGUGCCAAUGCUGUUCACGUGUUUUGAUUGCUCGUUGUUGUGAUUUUCAUAAUUUGAUUGUUUUUAGUUUAUGUAAAUUUAGUGAAUCUUGUUGGUACGCUUAAAUUGAAAAUUAACCAACAGUGGACUAUAUUUAUAUCGAAUUUAUGGAUUAGACGUUAAAUUUUUA